CAAAGUUGUGUCAAAUGAGGAGAGCACACUGGGCACACUCUUUGACAUGAAAGUUUUCUCGCAACCAGACCAAAGUAUUCCCCGCCAGUGCGCCGGAUGGCGGAGAAAAAUGUCACAUGAGUGAGAGAACAGGUGGCGGUGGAGUGCCUUUCCUCCAGCGUGCACACCUGCUGCUCAUGUGUUCAUCAGUAAGUCAGUAAGUAUUUAAAGACUGCAGAGAUCUCUCGUCUCUUGUUGGACUUUGUUGCUAUUGGCUCAAGUGUUGUUUGCUAGCCCUCUUGAUCUAGUCUCCCGCUUUGUGCUGCACCAACCCCCCCAACCCCUGCUCAUUAGGGGGCCCACUUUGGCUCGGAAACUUCCUGUCAACGGGCCAUCUGGAUGGAAGUGUUUUCAAAAUGGCCUUGGCUGGAGUCCGUGUGGUCGAGCUGGCGGGCCUUGCUCCGGCACCGUUCUGCGGGAUGAUCCUGGCCGAUUUCGGCGCCAAUGUGGUCCGCGUAGACCGCACUAAGGCCGGGGCUUCGAUGGACAUGCAGGCUCGCGGCAAACGUUCUGUGGCCAUCAACCUGAAGACCUCAGAGGGUGUCUCUCUGCUCCGGAAGCUCUGUGUCCAGUCCGACGUCGUCUUGGAGCCCUACCGCAAAGGUGUGAUGGAGAAACUCGGUCUUGGUCCAGAGGACUUGCUAAAGGAAAAUCCCAGUCUAGUGUACGCACGCCUUACAGGAUACGGACAAAGCGGAAUGUAUGCCACAGCGGCUGGACAUGACAUCAAUUACCUGGCCAUGUCAGGGCUUUUAUCUUGCCUGGGUCGCAGAGGAGAGAAGCCGUACGCACCGCUGAAUCUCUUGGCCGACUUUGCGGGCGGCGGGCUCACAUGUGCCCUUGGCAUAGUCUUGGCUUUGCUGGAGCGAACAAAGUCAGGGAAAGGGCAGAUCAUCGACUCCAGCAUGGUGGAAGGAGCCGCCUACAUGGGCUCAUUUGUGUGGAAAUCCCGCGGCAUCGGCUUGUGGGAUCGUCCUCGCGGGGAGAACAUGUUGGACGGCGGCGCUCCUUUCUACGACACGUACCGCACGGCCGACGACGAGCACGUGGCCGUGGGCGCCAUUGAGCCGCAGUUUUACAAGGAGCUGCUACGAGGCUUGAAAUUAGACGAGGACCAGUUACCACCACAAAUGAGUUUCUCGGACUGGCCAGAGCUCCGUCGGAUCUUCUCGGAGCGUUUCGCCUCCAAGACACAGGCGGACUGGUUGCGGAUUUUUGAUGGGACAGAUGCCUGCGUGACUCCCGUGUUGUCGCUUGACCAGGUGAGCUCACACCCGCACAACAGUGACAGGGCUUCCUUCGUGAAGGACUCCAACGGGAAGGAAAGCCCUCGGCCGGCCCCUCUCCUCUCCCGGACCCCCGCGCAGGUGUGCGUCAAUCCUGGGCCGCUUAUCGGAGAACACACUGUGGAGGUUCUGAAGGAAUACGGGUGCAAAUCCUCUGAAAUUGAUAAGAUGCUCACUGCGGGUGUUGUGGAGUGCUCCGGCGUCAAGGCAAAACUGUAAUUGAUAUUUAGUUUUUUCGCUGGAAGGGAGAGUCGCUAGAUUUGUAAUCUAGUCUCGUAAUGAUGGCUGAGCAUGAUAAAUAAUUUGUCCAUGAAUGAAUCAUAAGUUUGUGUUUUUUAAUUGUGUGCGCGAUUGAUUGUAUCUUAAUUGUGUUUUGAAGCAGGUGUCUUGAAAGGCACAAAUGUGUUAUUAUUAUUAUUAUUAUAAAUGUCAGAAAAACAUCCAAAUUAUUUUUCAAAGAAAAAGUUGCACAUUACUUUGAAAGACAAGUCCUAAUAAUUCAAGUGCUGAGUUGUAUUGUAGAAUAAAGCUCUUUAAAUAACACCUGA
Hippocampus zosterae (dwarf seahorse) is the source of this 1873-nucleotide messenger RNA. RefSeq names its product alpha-methylacyl-CoA racemase (gene amacr). Gene Ontology annotation, biological process: bile acid metabolic process. Bases 396 to 1544 code for a protein of 382 amino acids. The transcript has 8 exons. Gene Ontology annotation, cellular component: mitochondrion. NCBI's taxonomy places the organism in Eukaryota, Metazoa, Chordata, Actinopteri, Syngnathiformes, Syngnathidae. The record is from RefSeq and is a predicted model, not a curated record. Gene Ontology annotation, molecular function: alpha-methylacyl-CoA racemase activity.